Pichia kudriavzevii is the source of this 3525-nucleotide messenger RNA. RefSeq lists its product as uncharacterized. Gene Ontology annotation, biological process: DNA-templated transcription. Bases 1 to 3525 code for a protein of 1174 amino acids. Gene Ontology annotation, molecular function: ribonucleoside binding; DNA binding; DNA-directed RNA polymerase activity. NCBI's taxonomy places the organism in Eukaryota, Fungi, Ascomycota, Pichiomycetes, Pichiales, Pichiaceae. The record is from RefSeq and is a predicted model, not a curated record. Gene Ontology annotation, cellular component: nucleus; RNA polymerase I complex. The transcript has a single exon.
AUGACGAAGGCUGAGUUCAGAACGUUGGAGAGAGAGAAAAGGUUUCAAAAUCCACCAAAGGAUUCCUCCGCGUAUCCAUUGCUCACCAAUGCAGUUAAACCUCAUAUCGGCUCAUUCAAUGCUUUGACUGAUGGUAAUAUUCUCAACUUGGCUGUCAAGGAUAUCGGUACUAAAGUUAUUUACGACAGUAAAGACCAAGACAAGAUUGGUCCAAACAAGUUAUCUAUCCGCGUUGAUUCUGUGCAGAUAGCCAAACCAUCUGUCCCAUUAACUGACAAACUGUCUGUGAAUAGAAACACCUACCCAAGUGAGUGUAGAGAAAGGUUGACAACUUACAAAGGUAGAUUACUUUUGAAGUUGGCUUGGAAAGUCAAUGACGAGCCAGCGGAAGAAAUUACGGAAAUCAGAGAUGCAGGUCAACUACCAGUUAUGGUCCAAUCGAAUAGAUGUCAUUUGAAUGGUGCUUCUCCAGAUCAAUUGGUGAAAAUGAGAGAAGAGUCCGAUGAGCUUGGUGGGUACUUCAUAGUCAACGGUAUUGAGAAGUUGAUCAGAAUGUUGAUUGUUCAAAGAAGAAAUCAUCCGAUGGCUAUAAUUAGACCCUCAUUUGCCAAUAGAGGUGCUUCUUAUACUGCUUAUGGUGUCCAACUAAGAUCAGUUAGACCAGAUCAAUCUUCGCAAACCAAUGUGCUACAUUAUUUAAAUGAUGGUAAUGUUACAUUCAGAUUUUCGUGGAGAAAGAAUGAAUAUUUGGUUCCUGUUACUCUUAUUCUUAAGGCACUUAUUGAGACAUCCGAUAAGGAAAUUUUUGAUGGUAUUGUUGGUUCCGAUGUUGACAACUCUUUCCUUACUGAUAGAUUGGAAUUGCUAUUGAGAACCUUCAAACAGUACAAGUUGAAUUCAAACAAAGAGUCGGUUGCUUAUCUUGGUAAAAAAUUCAGGGUUGUCUUUGGUGCCACACCAAACAUGACCGACAUUGAUGUUGGUAAUGAAGUUUUAAAUAGAAUUGUGCUUGUUCAUUUGGAUAAUAAUGCCGAUAAGUUUAGGUUAUUGUGUUUUAUGAUCAGAAAGUUGUACUCCCUUGUUGCAGGUGAGUGUUCUCCAGAUAACCCGGAUUCUACUCAACACCAAGAAAUCUUGCUAGGUGGAUUCCUUUAUGGUAUGAUCUUGAAGGAAAAGAUCGAUGAAUAUCUACAAAGUAUUAGGUUACAGAUCCAAUCUGACAUUACUAGAGGCAUUGCAGUUAAUUUUAAUGACCGGAAAUACAUGACUAGGGUAUUUUCAAGAAUCAAUGAAAAUAUCGGUCAGAAGCUUCAAUAUUUCUUGUCUACAGGUAACUUGGUCUCCCAAUCGGGCCUGGAUUUACAACAAGUUAGUGGUUAUACUGUGGUUGCAGAAAAAAUUAACUUCCAUAGAUUUAUUUCUCAUUUCAGAAUGGUUCAUAGAGGUUCUUUCUUUGCUGAAUUAAAGACCACUACUGUCAGAAAGUUGUUACCUGAAUCUUGGGGGUUUUUGUGUCCUGUCCAUACACCGGAUGGUUCUCCUUGUGGUUUGUUGAACCAUUUGGCACACAAAUGUGAAAUUACCACCGAAAACAUCGAUACCAGUAAUAUUCCUAGUAUACUGUUCAAGUUGGGUGUAAAACCAACUAGCUCGGCAACUUCAAUUGCAGGUCCUAAUACUUGUUGUGUCCAAUUGGAUGGUAAGAUCAUUGGCUAUACGACACACGAACAAGGUAAAUUGAUUGCCGACACACUAAGAUAUUGGAAGGUUGAGGAUGGUAAGAAACAUGGCAUUCCACUGUCUCUUGAAAUCGGUUACGUUCCACCAUCAAAUCAUGGUCAAUAUCCAGGUUUAUAUCUAUUUGGUGGUUGUUCUCGUAUGAUUAGGCCUGUAAACUACUUACCUUUGAAUAAAAGGGACAUUGUUGGUCCAUUUGAACAAGUAUUUAUGAAUAUUGCCGUUGUACCUGAUGAAAUUGAGAACAACGUUCACUCUCAUUGUGAAUUUUCGCCAACUAAUAUUCUAUCUAUCCUUGCAAACUUAACUCCAUUUUCCGAUUUCAACCAGUCUCCGAGAAAUAUGUACCAAUGUCAAAUGGGUAAGCAAACUAUGGGUACUCCAGGUGUUGCGUUGAUGCACAGAUCAGAUAAUAAAUUAUAUAGGUUGCAAGCUGGUCAGACACCGAUCGUUAAGGCAAAUCUGUAUGACGAUUAUGGAAUGGACAAUUUCCCUAAUGGUACCAAUGCCGUUGUUGCGGUGAUUUCAUACACAGGUUAUGAUAUGGAUGAUGCGAUGAUUAUCAACAAGUCUGCAGAUGAGAGAGGUUUUGCUUAUGGUGUUGUUUAUAAAGUUGAGAAAAUUGAUUUGAGCCAGUCGAGACGUAGGAAUGAUCCGAUUACCCAACAUUUCGGAUUUGGACCAGAUGAGAGCCCUGCAGAAUGGAGGGAAAAGUUGGAUGAAGACGGGUUGCCGUAUAUUGGCGUUAAUGUCGAAGAAGGUGAUCCAAUCUGUGCAUACUAUGAUGAGGUUCUGGGUAAAACCAAAGUCAAGACAUACCAUUCUAGUGAGCCUGCAUUUAUUGAAGAAGUCAAACUGAUUUCCGAUGACAAUGGUAAUACUGAAUGUCAGACAAUUACAAUCAAGUUCAGGGUCACAAGACAGCCGUUGAUUGGUGAUAAGUUUUCAUCCAGACAUGGUCAAAAGGGUGUGUGCUCGAGAAAGUGGCCACAAAUUGACAUGCCAUUCUCCGAAUCGGGAAUUCAGCCUGAUGUUAUUAUCAAUCCACAUGCUUUCCCUUCCCGUAUGACCAUUGGUAUGUUUGUCGAGUCUUUAGCUGGUAAGGCUGGUGCAUUGCAUGGUAUUGCACAAGAUGCUACACCAUGGAAGUUCAACGAGAAUGACAUUCCUGCGGAUUUCUUUGGUGAGCAAUUGAAGGCGGCUGGUUACAAUUAUCACGGUAACGAGCCACUUUAUUCUGGUGCAACGGGUGAAGAAUUGAGGGCGGACAUUUAUAUUGGUGUUGUCUAUUACCAACGUUUGAGACACAUGGUCAACGAUAAGUUCCAAGUGCGGUCUACUGGUCCGGUGAAUAGUUUGACCAUGCAACCUGUUAAGGGUAGAAAGAGGCAUGGUGGUAUCAGAGUAGGUGAGAUGGAGAGAGACGCGUUGAUUGGCCAUGGUACAUCAUAUCUUCUACUAGAUCGGUUGUUGAAUUGUUCGGACUACACACAUUCGAGUAUCUGUAGAGACUGUGGAGGGCUGUUGAGUACCCAAGUUUCUGUUCCACGUGUUGGUGGUGGCGAAAGCAUGCGUUGCAGAAGGUGUGCCACUAGAAUCGACGGCCGAAAUGGUGGCCACCGUUCGAACCUCCUUGAGAACGGUGACGUUUGGGAAGACGGUUCUGGAAAGAGGUUCAUUGGGGGAGGCAACACUGCGACUGUUGCCAUUCCCUUUGUCCUCAAGUAUUUGGACAGUGAGCUUGCUGCCAUGGGUAUUUCGAUGAAGUACAAUGUCGAGCCAAAAUAG